AUGCUUGCCACAACCUUCAUUCUGUCAUGGUUCAAGCCUAAACAAAGAGAUGCCGCUUCAGUACAACAAGCCACCGGUGGUACUAUGCGGUCUACCAGUGAUACGUCAUUUGUAUCUUGCGCCAUCAACAAUAAGUUGGUUAACGUUACUAUGGCUGAAGAAGAUUCAGACUUGGUGGCCAUUGAUUGUCAGCCUUUGACUUAUGCUGAAGUUGCCUCCUUAGCUCCACCUUCCAAAUCAAAGCCCUUAUCUAAAAAUGGAGCAGCGGCAGCUGCUGCCGCUGCCAUUCCUGUGUCCGAAGAUAAGGAGGAACAAUAUGGUGCUGGCACCACUGUUGGAGUACCGCUUACUAGUGAAUACGAUUUGACUAAAAGCGGUUACCAUUACAAGAAGAGUCUGAUGGAAAAGAAGAAACAACAUGCAUUUGUUGAGAAUAAAAAGAAAAAGCAUAAGAAGAAUCCCAAAAAGAUCAAGAGCUAA
Messenger RNA from Lizanozyma spartinae, 480 nucleotides. RefSeq lists its product as uncharacterized. Bases 1 to 480 code for a protein of 159 amino acids. The transcript has a single exon. The record is from RefSeq and is a predicted model, not a curated record. NCBI's taxonomy places the organism in Eukaryota, Fungi, Ascomycota, Pichiomycetes, Serinales, Debaryomycetaceae.